UUGAGCGUCGGCGGCGAUUCAACAUCAAUGACCGAAUCAAGGAGCUGGGGACCCUGAUCCCAAAAUCAAAUGACCCGGAGAUGCGCUGGAACAAAGGAACCAUUCUCAAGGCUUCGGUGGAUUACAUCCGGAAACUGCAGAAGGAGCAGCAGCGCUCGAAAGAAAUGGAGAUCAGGCAGCGUAAGCUGGAGCAGGCCAAUCGCAGCUUGCAGCUGAGAGUGCAGGAGCUGGAACUCCAGGUCCAGAUGCACGGGCUGCCUCUGACUUCCACCCCGGGUCUCCUGACGCAGCCCUUGGCGGGGGACCUGGCUCCACCGUUUGCGGAGUCUCUGGACCUGCCCUUCACGGCCGAGGAGCUGGGUCUGGGUCUCGCGCUGGGCUCCGAUGGGGGAGGCCUGCAGGACGUGCUGAUGGACGAGGGGGCCACCCUCUCCCCGCUGGGCGCCUCGGAUCCCUUGCUCUCGUCCAUCUCGCCCGGCGCCUCCAAGGGCAGCAGCCGCCGCUCCAGCUUCAGCAUGGAAGACGACUCAUGAUGGUCGCCUCGGGACACUCGGCAGCGGGUCCGGAGGGCUCCGCCCCUUCACAUUGCCCCGCCCCUUCGCUCGGACUCUUCCUCUUCACCCACUUCCGGUUUUGGAGUCUCUCCGCCCCUCCGCUGCUAGAGGCUGUGCCCUUAUUGCAGCAGCAGCAGCAGCAGGGCCUUCUCUCACCAACAGUCUGUAUCUCUUUGCCUUGCCGAGUUCCCCUUUGACCCUUCCCCAAUGGAGGUGGAUCUAAUUUCCUCUCGCGGCAGAGCAGGGCAGCUUAGCGCUGAACUUUCCUCAGAGUAGUAGAAAUACGUUUUCCCGUGGCGGGUGGGACUUGAGUCUAGUCUGCCCUCAAGCUCAGAAAGAAGGGGAAUCGUGGGCUUGUGCAUUCCCUCAAGCCUGCCCUGUCGGGAACCUUGGGCAGAGCCUUUCCGUAACACUGUGUGAAAGAGUGAGGUGUUCACUCUUGCCCUCGGCUUUAUUUCUCUUGCACCUUUGCUGUAUAUAAUUUUGGGGAAUCGAGGCUGGGAGGGAGAGAAAGUGUCCCUUGGAGUUCAGAGUCCCCCCUCCUUUUUUGUGUGUGUAAAUGAGCUUUAUUUUAUAUAGAUAUUGGACUUUUUAUUAUAAACCCUUGGCCUUUUUAUCGGUUUAAACGAGAAGGAAGGGUUUCAAGGUUCUCACCAGCUUGGCACUUUAACUUUUUACUUUAUCAUUCCACUCCCUCCUCCAGUUCAGACCUGACGUUGUCCCUCGUUUCUUUGGGCAGGCGUGGCGGGGAGGCGCAAGGAGAAAAGCAGACGAUUGCGUCUCUAGCGCUGGCUCGCGUGGUCAUCGGAGGGCGCGAUCCUAUACAGUCGUUCCAGUUUAAGCCUCCCGAUUUCUGAGGGCUAACGCCGGAGUAACUCUGUGUAGAAACACAGCGUAGGAACAAGAAGACUUGAGUAGCAACCUCUCUCGGUUUUCUUUUUUUAAUGAUAAAUGAACAUAAUCAAGGUUCUAUUUAAAGGGUUUUUCUGCAUAAACGGGGCUUCAGGUGGGAACACGGAGAGAAAGAGCAUAUAGUGUCAAUUGACUCUGCUAGUAACACAUUCUUUGAGUGGGAGGGUGGUCAUAACUACCACGGAGACAAUCACGCUGGCCGUAGAGUGCGCUUCCAACAACCACCUGUGUAGGUCCCAACCAUGAACAGUCAUCCUAGAGUG
Gekko japonicus is the source of this 1729-nucleotide messenger RNA. RefSeq names its product transcription factor E3-like. Gene Ontology annotation, biological process: regulation of transcription by RNA polymerase II. The transcript has 3 exons. The record is from RefSeq and is a predicted model, not a curated record. Lineage: Eukaryota; Metazoa; Chordata; Lepidosauria; Squamata; Gekkonidae. Gene Ontology annotation, cellular component: nucleus. Gene Ontology annotation, molecular function: protein dimerization activity; RNA polymerase II cis-regulatory region sequence-specific DNA binding; DNA-binding transcription factor activity, RNA polymerase II-specific. The annotation marks the transcript as partial.